AUGAGUCAAGCAGGGAAAUUCCUGCUGCUGCCAGGACUGCUGGUCUAUAAAAUGCUCCUGCUUCAGCCUUCCCACUGUUCUCUGCAGAGCACAUCAAAGCCGAGGCAGAACAGCAGCAGCUGGGUGGACAUGAAGGGCAUGGCCAUGGCCUUCGCUGUGCUAAUCUGUGCUACAACUGUCCAAGGCUUCACUAUGUUCAGAGUGGGGCGCUGCCUUUGCCUAGACCCCGGAGUGAAAGCCGUCAGGAUGGCAGAUAUUGAGAAAGUCUCCAUAAUCUACCCGACUAGAGGCUGUGCCAAAGUCGAAGUGAUUGUUACCCUGAAAGCCAAUAAAGGAGAAAGGUGUCUGAACCCCAAAUCAAAGCAAGCACGCAUCAUACAACAGGCAAUAGAGAGAAAGAAUUCUUCAAAGCGCCAGAACCACGUGAAGUCCUAAAGAAAAGGGGGCUGGAAACCUGAAGAGUCCGUGACAACUCAAGCAUGAACUGGGAGACAAGAGCUCGACCUUCUGUCUUGGAAUAUACACCCAUAAAUUACCAAGUCGCAAAACCUUCUAGGAAGUUUGAUAUGCCUAACUAUUCUGCUUGGCUAUAGAAAUAUUUAUCUCUAAAAGUCACGUGUCUGCAUGGGUGCGCAUUCCGCGUUACCUUCUGUGGUUACAAUGGACUCACUGUUACUGGAGCCCAGUCCAGUACUGGACUCAAAAGCAUCUGUGUGUGUAGUAAGACAUUCCUUAAAGGAUUUUUCAUACAAAUAAACAUUCAUUUCCCCAAAUAUCCCAAGGCACAUAAGCAUCUAGAAGAAAGUUUCCAUGUAGCAUCUUGUUUGUUCAUUCACGAGAUGUACUGCAGACAGUUCUGGAAAGAAUCCUAAUGCUUCCUUGAAAACAUAUGCAUAUCAAUCUAUUCUUUUUGAUUCUGUUUCCGAGAAAAAUAUAUACUUUGGACAUUUCCUUUGUCAAACUGUGAAUGGUAGGGAUAGCUAAAACUGGCUUUCUUUAAAAAGAAUAAAAUUUGUGUUUUUCUA
Messenger RNA from Arvicola amphibius (Eurasian water vole), 1025 nucleotides. RefSeq names its product C-X-C motif chemokine ligand 11 (gene Cxcl11). Gene Ontology annotation, biological process: chemokine-mediated signaling pathway; neutrophil chemotaxis; antimicrobial humoral immune response mediated by antimicrobial peptide. Gene Ontology annotation, molecular function: CXCR chemokine receptor binding; chemokine activity. The transcript is spliced from 4 exons. The record is from RefSeq and is a predicted model, not a curated record. Bases 1 to 435 code for a protein of 144 amino acids. Gene Ontology annotation, cellular component: extracellular region. NCBI's taxonomy places the organism in Eukaryota, Metazoa, Chordata, Mammalia, Rodentia, Cricetidae.